AUUGUGUUGGUUGAUAUGUGAUAAUAAUCCGCUAUAGCAAUGCAUUCUGUUUGCAGGUGAUUGGAUAUUAAGCUGAAAGCUGGACCUUUUCGGUGGAAAAAAUAAACGAAUGGAGUGGUCACUAUUUCAAGCGGAUUUUUCUCAACAAAAAAGUGAUUAUGAGUAGGUUUUUGCAUUAUGUUGGAUUUUUUCACUAGGCACUAUGGCCACUCAAAUUAACGACAGGACUCUUAGGAUUAUAAGUAGCUCAUACAGUAGCUUGUUUCCACCGAGAAAUUCACCAGAAAAACCAAACGAUAAAAAAAUCAAAAUACCGGAUAAACAGACAUUGGAACGGAUCCACAAACAAAUAUUUUCCGGGGGUGUGCGUGCGCCAACUCUAGCAGACAUCAACACUGGAUACAGCCGAUACCCCAGCAGACAAAGUAAUAUGGAGUCUCCACUCCGAUAUCAGCUAAAAAUUCAUAGCAAACACAUCGGAGGAAGCAAAACAACGAUACAAAAUCUGGAAAUGGAGCGGAGUAAUAUGUCUUUAGGAAGUUUGGGAAGUUAUCCUAAAAUGGUUAAAUUCUUACUUCCGAAUGGCUGUACGAAGUCUUCCGAAGGUGAAUCCUCAUUUGAGAAUGAUGCUGAGAAAGACGAGUGGGAGAAAUGGCGGGAUUCUGUGGCGGGUGUCAGGGAUGCCCGCGAUGUUCUGUACAGGUAUUCGGUGAGUAAGGACCGGGAAAUCCGGUACAACAGCUCCACGUUACCGCACAUCCCCAAAGAAAACAGACCCUGGACGGCGGGGGAGGAAACACAGCCAAAAGUUCGUAAAAACAAUUUAGUUCUCGAUUUCUCCAAAGAGUCCAAGUCAGAUAAAACACAACAUGUUCCACAACCCCAUCGACAAGCAGCACUCAGCAGGACCCUGCGCAGGAAAUUUUUAAAAAGUCGGGAUAGUCAACAUGAAGUGAACUUUCUAGAGGUAAAACGCAUCACAGCAAAUCAGGAUUUAACCAAGGGUGAAUAUGGCCAAUGCACAACAAAUGUUCAGCAACCAAUCGAGUUUCACGGAAUAGGAUUCACGAGGAAUCGGAUGGAGCGACCAUUAAAGCAUGAAAAUCUCUACGGACGGCCCAUGUACCUUUCCUAUAAACAUUAUGAACAGGUCCCGGCCAUUCCUGUUGUGACCUCAACAAAAGAGUACAAAUCAGUUGAUGCAUAUAAACAAUACGUAGAAAAUCUCCAAAACAACGUUAUUGUGGAGGGGCAGAAGCCCGGAUUGCGGGAAAGAGAGAAAAGCGACCUCUCACAAUAUGGACAGGAGAACCGCAUUCUUCAGUCUGUUAUCAACGUCAAUCAACCAGCUGAACCAAUCGAUUUGCAGGAAAGUAAUGACGUCAAACCUAUCGCCGAAAAUGACGCAGAGAAUCAAACUAACAGGUCGAACCUCUCUAUCAAUAGAAACGAGGAUGCACACACUAAUCGGUCAAACAAAUCUAUCGUGGUGGAAAUCAAGUCGACGUGGAGGGAGAGAGAAAACACGGACGAACACAACAUCCAGGAGCAGGGAGAACCCGUCAUGGACGCUCUACAGCCUCAGGGUGAGGAGGGGGCGGAUAACGAUCCCCACUCCCCUAAAACAUGAGGGGAAACAUACUUUGUUUCAUGCAUUUUGUCAGUUUUUGGUCAUUGUUCUGUGUUCUGAACGAAGCUAUAGACAACUAUUAUGUGAAAGUCUUUCGUUUAGUCAUUUUCACAAUUAUAUUUAUACAUGUAAUAGUAUACUGCUAUGCGAACAGUGUUCAGAAAGAGUCUUUUUUUUACUAAGGAUAAGAAAAAUAUCUAAACAUUUAAAACAAAAGUCAAAGCUUUAACUAAACAUGCUAAAAGAGUAUUGUUUAAAUUUUAUUUCGGUCGUAAAAAUUUGAGAGUAUAUGGUUUGCACGGAAAAAAGGAAAUGCCUGGUUCAUUUGAAUGGUGAUUUCAAAUUCCUAAUAGCUAUACAGCUUUAAAAGUUUUGGUUUAACAAUGCUAUUUUCCUUUCUAUUUUUAAAGUGUGACCAUUCUCAGGCGAUUCUUCUGCUCUUGCAUCAUUUUGUUAAAGUUAUAUUCCCAUUGAUUGUUUCACAAGAUAAAACAAUAUGUAAGUAAUAAUUUUGAAAAACUUGAUUUCUGCAUUAAGCUAGUGGUUUAUCGAUAUUACCUAAGGGUAGAGAGGGAGAAGUGGUUGGUAUGAAAGAUUACACGGAAUCAGGCGUAUGUUAAGGUCACACACAACGUAGUUUGUGUGUUAAGGUCACACACAACGUAGUUUGUAUGUUAAGGUCACACACA
Molecule: messenger RNA, 2319 nt
Organism: Saccostrea cuccullata (small rock oyster)
Lineage: Eukaryota; Metazoa; Mollusca; Bivalvia; Ostreida; Ostreidae
Exons: 1
Coding region: 203-1630 (475 amino acids)
Source: RefSeq, a predicted model, not a curated record